Molecule: messenger RNA, 3609 nt
Organism: Falco peregrinus (peregrine falcon)
Lineage: Eukaryota; Metazoa; Chordata; Aves; Falconiformes; Falconidae
Gene: ORAI1
Product: ORAI calcium release-activated calcium modulator 1
Exons: 2
Coding region: 188-865 (225 amino acids)
Biological process (GO): store-operated calcium entry
Cellular component (GO): membrane
Molecular function (GO): store-operated calcium channel activity
Source: RefSeq, a predicted model, not a curated record
GGGGCCCGGCGGGUGGCGGCGCGCAGGCUCGCGGCGGCGCGGCGGCAGGCGCGGCCCCAGCACCGGCAGCAGCCGCCGCGGCCGGGCGCCAUGGGGUGUUAGCGCAGCUGGUGCCCUCGCUCUGCGCCGGAAGGAGCCGCCGCCGCCCCGUGCCUCUCGCCGCGCUGCCCCCCGCCGCCCCGAGCCCAUGAGCCUGAACGAGCACUCGAUGCAGGCGCUGUCCUGGCGGAAGCUCUACCUGAGCCGCGCCAAGCUGAAAGCCUCCAGCCGCACCUCCGCGCUGCUCUCCGGCUUCGCCAUGGUGGCUAUGGUAGAAGUUCAGCUAGACGCAGAACAUGACUACCCUCAAGGUCUCUUGAUAGCCUUCAGUGCCUGUACUACUGUCCUUGUUGCAGUUCACCUUUUUGCACUUAUGAUAAGUACCUGCAUUCUUCCAAAUAUCGAGGCUGUUAGCAAUGUGCAUAAUCUCAACUCUGUAAAGGAAUCUCCUCAUGAGCGUAUGCAUCGGCACAUUGAGCUCGCGUGGGCGUUUUCUACUGUCAUUGGGACUUUGCUCUUUCUUGCAGAGGUGGUGUUACUGUGUUGGGUGAAGUUUCUUCCUUUAAAGAAGAAAACUGAUACGCUCCAGAGCAACAGUUCUACCAUCACAUCGGGACAGGCAGCAGCCAUUGCAUCAACGUCUAUUAUGGUUCCCUUUGGAUUGAUUUUCAUUGUGUUUGCAGUCCACUUCUACAGGUCACUGGUGAGCCAUAAAACAGACAGGCAAUUUCAAGAACUGAAUGAACUUGCUGAAUUUGCACGGCUCCAGGAUCAGCUGGAUCACAGAGGUGAUACUAUCUCCUCAGCUGUUACCCAUUUUGCAUAAACCUGUACUUAAAGAAAAUAAACCCACUGUUCUGCUUCUGCCUCGUUACAUUGACUUCCCUGUGGAUGAACUGGUCAAACUUUGUUGAUUACUCGUUAAAGAGAGAUUAUAAAUGUUCUAACCCUUUUGAGAGGGGAAAAAAAAAUGUUGUUCCUUUCGUAAAAUUUUUGCUGUCUGACAUCUGGAGGAAUGGAUGGUGGGGUAUGCUUGCGCUGUGCGUGCAUCCCUGCUUUUGUGAGCGCUGUCUAGAUUGCUUCUUGUUACUGCUGAACUGGCUGUAUAAAUACGUAGGAAAUAACAUUGUAAAUUUGGGUAUGUGGUAGGGAUGGGUAGAGAAGCUUUUUUCCCCCCUCUCUUUAUUUGAUGUUGGCAUUUACUAGAAGAUACUGCUUGUCCAAUCCAUAUUGUGUGGCAUGAUACAAAUUACUUGGGAUAUGCAGCAAUUAGCACUCGGUUCGGUGCUAGCGCUGUUCUUUCUAGAAAGCCUGACAGAUGGUAGAAGUGAAAGCUUUCCCACAUUUUCCCCAGUAUGUUUUGCUGCCAAGUAAUUAUUACUUGACUGAUUUCUCCAGCGCCUUUUUGCCGUGGCAGUUACACGUUUCAUAACUUGCUAAACACCCAUGACUAGUCUUACUGCGAUGUGGUAUGGCCACAUGAGUAGGAAUGAGACUCGACUCUACUCUUCCUUGGAAGAAAAUAAAAGCAAUAACUGUUUUAAAGUUCUUACAAACUGGCACAUAUUAUCUGGAGAGAUAGAUUUGCCUGUUUCCCAUUUAGUAAUCUUUUUUUAAAAAGAAGGAACUAGAUGGAAAUUAUUACUGGAUAAUUUUUUUGCUUGAAAAUCAGAACCACUGCUGUUUUUUCCAAGCCAAAGUAGUAAUUAUUUUAUACUUUUAUAUUAAAAAUGUAUUUUUAAUAAAUCCUCGGAUGCAAGCAGCGAAAGGUGGUUUCUCUGCAUUGGAUUCCCAAGUAAUUACUUAUGCCUUGGUCUUCCUUGUUUAGGAAAAAAUCUUCUCUUUGCUGAAGUGUUGUAUUUAGUAACUUGUUACACGUUUUUUGCUUCCAAAGGAUCUGGAAGAUCACUUUUCUCUCUGUAUAUUUAUUUAUGAAAGUAGGUUAUUUGUAAUUAACAUUGCUGCUUACUUGCAGACACAUGCCUGUGACAGCAAGGCUACUGUGUCGGUUUUUAUUUCCUCUUUAAGCAAAAACUUCCAUUUGGUCUGUUAGAUAAGAGGUUUGUCCAAGAAGGAUUGCAGCAGUCAUCCUGGGUUGCUUUCAGUAAUUCUAGCUAUAUCUAGAAGCAGAAUUUUUUGGAAUGCAGUUCUGUGGAGCAGCUUUGAGUUUUAAGGGGUGAAAGCUGUUUUUUGAACACAAACUGAGACCAUUUUCAAGUCUAAUAGAACAAAACUUGACCUCCCUAUCGUAGCUAACACUGAAAUUGAGAGCAUUGAACUUAGGCACGCGUGAAUGUGACAGUGUAGUGGAGCUGUACUUGACUGAGCCCGGGCUGAAUGUGGUCUCACACCCAGCCUCCAUCUCAGGUUAUCCCAACAUAUUUACAAACUGUCGGAUGCAUACAGGUAGGGUAGCAGGUGUGUUUACUACUGAAGCAGCCUCAUGGAGUUGACUGAUUUCUCAUGUCAGCACACCACAGUGGAAAGUGUUGACAGGGUUACCUGUGGUGCCUUUGUAUUCUGAAAAAUCACUUUAAAAAAUCUGUUGGUUUUUUUUCCCCAGCAGCAUUCUUGGUUCACAAGCAGAAAACAGCUUCCCGCUUGCUGUUUUCACAAGUUUUUCUGACAUGCAGAGGCCAAACUGAAUUAUCUCUAGCUCUGCCAUUAUAUUAUGCUUCAAAUAUAUUCUAUUACUGAUGUAAAUCUGCUGAUGGUGAGAAAUGUGACUGCAGUCCUACAGAUGUUCCUUCAUGGAGCGCUGUAAGGAUUAUGCUAGUAAAGGCAUUAAUGAAGCAGCAUUCCAAAACACAGCAUCUUGGUAGUAGGCACAAAAUGUACUUCCCAUCCUUUCCUGGAAUAUUUGUCCUGUCCUAAAGGGGGGGAAAAAAAAGCCUCUUAAAAACCAUCAGUAAAGGAAGAAAACCUGACUCAGUGUUCAUGCUAGAGCAAAUGGUUGAAAGGGUGCUGUCAGGCUUAAAAAUUACACUUUCUCCUGAAUUGUGUAUUUAAAAGUUAAAAUGUGUUUUUGAAACAGAAGUCCAUAAAAUGUGUUUUUCAAGUUUAUUCUGUAAGUUACUUUCCUGGAUAGGUAGCUGAAUUUCUCUUUUAUUUUGUGAUUCUUUUACAAGGUGACAGAAGUGAAGUGUAGGGUUUGUUUUUUUUUUUUUUUUGUUUAAGAAAUACAGAAUUAGAAGCUAGUGGGACAACCUUAUUUUUAACUUUCUCAAGCUGGUAGGUUCUGAGCUAAUGGUGCUGUUAUUACAGCUGCUUUUCUGACUAUUUUCUGCACUUUAAGCCAUGAUAAUCAAGUGUUUUUCAUUUUCCACCUGUGGAAAUGGUCAUGAAAGUUACACCUUGGGCAGUCUCGUAACUGUGUGCCAGAGGCAGUGACCAGACCCCAAAUACAUGGAUCUGAAUUUUAAGAGUGCACUUAGAAAUUUUUUUUUUAUUCCUUAUUUAUACUAAUGGUGUUAUGCAUUUACCUCAAGCAUUUUAAACAUUGGUUAUUGUAUAUCACUUAUUUAGAUAUAAGAUACUUUAAUGAAAUAAAAUGUAUUCAGUUGUUGCUGA